AUGAUUUCUUUAUCGAAUUCGAUUAUUUGCCCGAAACUCGUCUGGAUUGGCGACAAAUUUCAAGAAGGAAUCUCAAUUCGAAUCGAUUCUGAUGGGAAUAUUGCGGAGAUUGGCAAAGGAAUUUGUGGAACCGACAAAGUGAUCUGGUCAAAUGAGGCGCUCAUCCCCGGUUUUGUCAACACUCACUCCCACGCUUUUCAUCGUCAUUUAAGGGGCAGAUCCGAGAUUGGUGACGAGAGUGGAGAUACAUUCUGGAGGUGGAGAGACAAUAUGUAUGGUUUAGUCGAUGAGAUCGACUGGGAGACGAUGAAACGGCUUUGCAAAUCCACUUUCCAAGAGAUGAUCAACGCCGGGAUAACCACCGUUGGAGAGUUUCAUUAUGUGCAUCACGGAGAGAAACGCUUCGACCUCGACUCGGCGGUGAUCGAGGCGGCGAGAGAGGCGGGCAUUCGCAUGUGUUUGUUGACAACUUUGUAUCAACGAGCCGGCUUCGACACCCCAACCCCGCAUCCAAUUCAGAAAAAGAGAUUUAUCAGUGACUAUGAUGAGUUUUUGAGUCAUGUGCGGAGUCUAAAAGCUCUUGAGAACGAGACCAUCUCGAUUGGAGUUGCAGCUCACUCAGCUCGAGCGGUUCCAUUCGAGAAAAUCACUUCUUUAUGGGAAUGGGCAAAUGAUGAGAGGGUUCCCUUUCACAUUCACCUCGAAGAACAACCAAAGGAAUGUGUUGAUUGUCAGAAGUAUUUAGGUACAAAAGAGACACCAAUGGAUUUGAUCUUGAAGAGCAUUGUGCCAAAUCAGCUCUUCACUGGCGUUCACAAUACCUACACGAGUGAGGAAAAUAUGAGCAAAUUGGCGAAGCUCGGCGCCAAUGUAAGCAUUUGUCCGUGCACUGAAGGUUAUCUGGGUGAUGGGAUCCCGAAAAUCUCCACCAAAACGCAUCUCUCAUUCGGCACUGAUUGCAACAACAGAAUCUGUUUCUUGGAGGAGAUCCGUUGGGCGGCAUUCACUCAACAUGUCAAACACAACUCUCGAAAUGUGGCCGGGCUUUCAGCUUCCCGACUCAUGCAUUAUGCUACGAUUGGAGGAGCACGAUCGUUAAAUCUUGAAGAUAAAGUGGGCUCGUUUGAGCUUGGUAAAGCCUUCGAUUUCGUCUCGUUCUCCCUGAACAGUCCUUUGCUUGACGGUCUCCAGUCUGACGAGCUAAUUGAUGGCAUCGUUUUUUCUACUGGCAACCGCGAAAUCUCUAAAGUCGGCGUUCAAGGCAAGCUGCUCGUUGAUUCAAAA
Messenger RNA from Mesorhabditis belari, 1284 nucleotides. NCBI's taxonomy places the organism in Eukaryota, Metazoa, Nematoda, Chromadorea, Rhabditida, Rhabditidae. The record is from the annotation of a GenBank genome assembly.